AUGUGCCAAUGCGGGUGGGAUCCGAAGCACGCAACGUUCCAGGAGUACUUCUUGGCCCCUGGGGAUCUUGUCAUCAAGCUGUGUAGAUGCCCGACCUUCGACGAAGCAACAACCAUCCCCCUCGUCCUCGCGACCGCCGUCGUGCCCAUGUGGAGCAAGUCAGAGAUGGGUCACGCCGGCAUGCCCUCACCCUGGGAGGACGGCAGCGACAAGUUCAAAGGCCAGCCCGCGCUCAUCACCGGAGGCUCGACUUCCGUCGGGCCAAUGGGUAUGUUCCCGACAGCGUAG
This is a messenger RNA of Epithele typhae, 288 nucleotides long. RefSeq lists its product as uncharacterized. The transcript has 2 exons. Lineage: Eukaryota; Fungi; Basidiomycota; Agaricomycetes; Polyporales; Epitheliaceae. The coding region runs from base 1 to 288 and encodes 95 amino acids. The record is from RefSeq and is a predicted model, not a curated record.